AGGCGAAGGCAGACCAAAGCCGCAUGUAUGGCAUGUCGUCGAAGGAAAUCAAAGUGUGAUGGGGGCCGACCUUCAUGCAAAAUUUGCAACGACAAAGCCAUCUCAUGCCAAUACUCAGUCGAAGAAGGUGUGACCCAACAGCAAGCCACCAAAGAACAGCUCAAGUCAUACAAAGAUGUGCUGGCAUUGCUACGAAACAGCUCAUCGAGAGACUGUGAUGCCAUCAUACACAUCUUGAAGAGUAUGGAGGAUCUCAAUGAUGCCUGCAGGUUCAUU
Molecule: messenger RNA, 276 nt
Organism: Aureobasidium pullulans EXF-150
Lineage: Eukaryota; Fungi; Ascomycota; Dothideomycetes; Dothideales; Saccotheciaceae
Exons: 2
Biological process (GO): regulation of DNA-templated transcription
Molecular function (GO): DNA-binding transcription factor activity, RNA polymerase II-specific; zinc ion binding
Source: RefSeq, a predicted model, not a curated record